This is a messenger RNA of Puccinia triticina, 1173 nucleotides long. RefSeq lists its product as uncharacterized. NCBI's taxonomy places the organism in Eukaryota, Fungi, Basidiomycota, Pucciniomycetes, Pucciniales, Pucciniaceae. The record is from RefSeq and is a predicted model, not a curated record. The coding region runs from base 1 to 1173 and encodes 390 amino acids. Gene Ontology annotation, cellular component: cytoplasm. The transcript is spliced from 6 exons.
AUGGGCGCCAAUGAAUCUCGGCCCGAUGGUGGCCCAAGGACGGCUGGCGAGAAUCCAUCGAGCGGGAAUAAUGCAAGCGAAGAUUCAACGGAGGAUCUUUACCAAAUCUUGCAAGUUAGCCCAGAUGCCUCGAGUGAAGAGAUCAAGAAGGCGUUCAGGAAACAAGCCCUGGUUCACCAUCCGGAUAAGAAUUACGACAAUGUUGAAAAUGCAACUAAAAUGUUUGCUAAGAUUCAACAAGCCUAUGAGAUCUUGAGCGAUGAAGACGAGCGUGCGUUUUAUGAUAGACAUCGUGAUGAGCUCUUAAAUGCGAACGAUGAUGGUAUGUCAUCAAGAUCGUUUGCCUUUCAAAACCUUUUCAACCAGUUAUCGGUUGAAGAAAAAAUUGCAAGAAAGGACACAACAAUUGUCUAUCCUUCCUUUGGUACCAGUGGAUCGAGUUACGACCACGAUAUUGAUGGAACACGAGCUCUAAAACAUUUCUAUUCGUCCUGGACUAAUUUCGCCACCCAGAAGAGCUUUGAAUGGGUUGAGCCUCAUCGGACAAAUCAACAAGUUGACCGUCGGAUCAAGCGACUGAUCGAAAAGGAGAACCAACGUGAACGAGAGAACGCCCGACGGGAAUACAACGAAACGAUCCGGAGCCUGGUCAGUUUUGUCAAGAAACGCGACCCACGCUUUGCCGCCAGUGCGGCCAGCAAUCCGGAAAGAUGGCGAGCCCAGGAGAUCCAACGGAUCAAGCGUGAGCUGCGCGAGGUUGCCGAACGAAGGGCCAAGGAAAGAGAAGACGAGGCCCGCCAGUUUCGCGAGCAAGCCUGGCAACGUCAGAAGGACGAGAGAAAGGAAAGUUCGGGUACUGAGGAUGGCCAAGCCGACAAAGAUUUCAAAAGUCAAGGGGCAUGGGAUAAUCAUGAGCGUAGUAAGAAGCAUCGUCAGAACGCACAGAGGUUGCGGAAGCAGAUGCUCAAAGAAGAUGCUGAGCUGUCCAUAUCAUCACUUGUCUCGUCCAAUCUCCCUUCCAAUAGCGAGACGCGAUCACAGACUCCGGAUGCUCUUCAAAAGGUCCAAGGAGUGUCCGACCAGGAACAGACAUCCACUGCUGAGAUUGAAGAUGGCUUGGAAAAUAUCGCACUUAAUCAGCCGAAAUCAUCAACCGACAAUCUUGGACUCUAG